UAAACUAACCCUAAAAGGAACCUUAGAGCUAGCCAAAACAAGCUUUAAAUUUCCUUAACAAUUCGCUUUCAGAAAAUAUUUUGUAGUGAUAAUGGAGGAUGAAAGAGUUGGUCUUCCGCCAGGUUUUUGUUUCGAUCCAACAGAUGAAGAGCUUAUUAUGUAUUAUCUCAAAAGUAAAGUUGCUGGCUUACCGUUCUACCCCAGCAUCAAUAUUCCUCAUCUUGAUUUUUCUUCUUCUGAUCCUUCUCAACUCAAUGAGAAAGCUUUGUGGAGCAAAAACCAAUGGUAUUUCUUCAGCCAAGUAAACGAAAAUCGAGCUACAAGAAAAGGAUAUUGGAAGGAAGGACAUAUGAAUGAGCCAAUUAUACUCGAAAAUUUUGGAGAAAAAAUGGUAGGAAUAAAAAAGUACUUUGGGUACUAUAAUAUUGAUGAAGUACAAACUAAUUGGAUUAUGGAAGAAUUCCACCUCGCUAGCAGUAAUUCCUUCAAGAAGCCUAGCAAAAACGAAAAUGAAACGGAAUGGGUUUUAUGUAGAGUACAUGAAUCGAACAAUCAAUCUCAAGGGAUAAAUUGGCUCUAUAGAAAUUGUGAUGAUGAAGUUGAGCUCUCAGCUUUGGAUGAAGUCUUUUUAUCUAUGGAUGAUGAUGAAGAAGAGGAGAUAAGUUUUCCAUAAGAGCUAUAGGUCUUAAAGUAAUGUAGUAGCAUUUAUGGUCUUUCAUAUAAUUAUACUUUAGUACAUAUAACUGUAUAUACAAUACCUAUCUGUAAUAGUAUUGUACAUUGCAUAUGGUCUUUGAUAUAAUUAUACCUUGAGGACAUAUUACUUCCAUAUUACACAUAUAUGUAAUAUCAUAUAUAGCGUGUCUCUCAUAAUUGUACGUUGCAUACGUGAAUACAUCAACUCCUACUUAU
Molecule: messenger RNA, 912 nt
Organism: Nicotiana tabacum (common tobacco)
Lineage: Eukaryota; Viridiplantae; Streptophyta; Magnoliopsida; Solanales; Solanaceae
Product: NAC domain-containing protein 104-like
Biological process (GO): regulation of DNA-templated transcription; system development
Molecular function (GO): DNA binding
Source: RefSeq, a predicted model, not a curated record